GUUUACAUCCUCCGGCGAUGACAACACGAGUCUAAGCUAUGAGUUCGUUUCGGGUGUUGGCGGGCGUGCUGAGGGGUGGGGGUGCUGGAGGGAGCCAGUGGGUGCGAUUGUGUGGAGGUGGCCCGGCCAGGCGGCUGGUUGAUCCCAGGAGAGGCUGCUCCUCCGGGCCUGAGCCUGCUCUCUCCGCGGUGGCCAGCAGCUCCAGCUAUAUGGAGGAGAUGUACUUUGCCUGGCUGGAGGAUCAUAAAAAUGUCCACGAGUCUUGGGACGCAGUCUUCCGUAACAUGCAGGCCUCCAGUCCGUCUGGCGAGGCGGGUGAGAGACGCCCCUCCGCUCUGCUCCAGGGCCGAACGCUGUCCCACUCACAAGACAUGGCACAGAAAGUGGUGGAGGACCACCUGGCCGUGCACACUCUCAUUAGAGCCUACCAGAUUCGUGGUCACCAUGUUGCCCAGUUAGACCCUCUAGGAAUCCUGGAGGCUGACUUGGACUCCUUUGUUCCCUCCGACCUGAUCACCACCAUCGAUAAACUGGGUUUCUACGGUCUCGAUGAGUCUGAUUUGGAAAGAAGCUUUCAACUUCCCCACACCAGCUUCAUCGGAGGAGCAGACAACACUCUUCCUCUUAAAGAGAUCAUACGCAGACUAGAGACAUCCUACUGUGGUCACAUAGGAGUUGAAUUCAUGUUCAUUAACAACGUGGACCAGUGUCAGUGGAUUCGGCAGAAAUUUGAGACUCCGGGAAUCAUGCAGUUCACUAACGCUGAGAAGAGGACUUUGCUAGCCCGCCUGAUCAGAUCCACACGGUUUGAGGACUUCCUGGCUAGAAAGUGGUCCUCAGAGAAACGUUUUGGUCUGGAGGGCUGUGAAGUGCUCAUCCCUGCCCUAAAGACCAUGAUUGACAAGUCGAGCGCUGCUGGCAUCGACAGCGUGAUCAUGGGGAUGCCUCAUCGGGGUCGACUUAAUGUGUUGGCCAACGUGAUCCGUAAGGACUUGGAUCAGAUCUUCUGUCAGUUUGACCCAAAGUUAGAGGCUGCUGAUGAGGGGUCGGGUGAUGUUAAAUACCACCUUGGGAUGUACCACGAGAGGAUUAACCGUGAGACGGACAAGAAAAUCACUCUGUCACUGAUGGCGAACCCCUCCCACCUGGAGGCAGUGGAUCCGGUGGUCCAGGGCAAGGCCAAAGCUGAGCAGUUCUACAGAGGAGACACUCAGGGAAAAAAGGUGAUGUCCAUCUUGAUACAUGGCGACGCUGCUUUUGCUGGACAAGGAGUUGUGUAUGAGACUUUCCACCUGAGUGAGCUCCCCUCCUACACCACACAUGGUACAAUCCACGUGGUGGUCAACAACCAGAUUGGCUUCACCACAGACCCUCGAGUGGCCCGCUCCUCCCCCCACCCCACCGAUGUGGCUCGGGUUGUCAAUGCGCCCAUCUUCCAUGUGAAUGCGGAUGACCCCGAGGCUGUCAUGUACGUGUGUCGGGUGGCUGCAGAGUGGAGGACCACCUUCAACAAGGAUGUGGUCAUUGACCUGGUCAGUUACAGGCGGUUUGGCCAUAAUGAGAUGGACGAGCCCAUGUUCACCCAGCCGCUGAUGUACAAACAGAUCCGUCGGCAGGAGCAUGUGCUGAAAAAGUACUCCGACAGGCUCAUUGCGGAGGGAGUGGUGACACUGCAGGAAUUUGAGGAAGAAGUUGCCAAAUAUGACAAGAUAUGUGAGGAGGCAUACACAAGCUCUAAGGAUGAAAAGAUUUUACAAAUUCGACACUGGCUCGACUCCCCCUGGCCAGAUUUCUUCACAGCGGAGGGAGAACCCAGGAGCAUGAGCUGUGUCCCCACAGGACUGGGUGAGGAGGUCCUGCAGCACAUUGGCCAGACAGCCAGCUCAGUGCCUCUGGAAGACUUCAAGCUCCACCCUGGUGUGUCUCGUAUCCUGCGUGGUCGAGCUGACCUAGUGAAGAAUCGGCAGAUGGACUGGGCUCUAGGAGAGUACAUGGCCUAUGGUUCCCUUCUCAAAGAUGGCAUUCAUGUACGACUCAGUGGGCAGGAUGUAGAGCGGGGCACCUUUAGUCACCGUCAUCAUGUUCUACAUGACCAAGAGGUGGACAAACGUAUCUGUGUUCCCAUGAAUCACCUCUGGGCAGACCAGGCUCCUUACACUGUCUGCAACAGCUCCUUAUCAGAGUAUGGAGUGCUGGGUUUUGAGCUUGGCUUCGCCAUGGCAAGUCCGAAUGCUCUGAUCCUCUGGGAGGCCCAGUUUGGAGACUUUCACAACACAGCCCAGUGUAUUAUUGACCAGUUCAUCAGCCCGGGUCAGGCCAAGUGGGUCCGCAACAAUGGUAUUGUCCUACUGCUGCCACAUGGGAUGGAGGGAAUGGGCCCUGAACAUUCAUCAGCUCGACCUGAACGCUUCCUGCAGAUGAGCAAAGAUGAUCCUGAUCACUUCCCUGAGUUCAGUGGUGAUUUUGAGGUCCAGCAGCUCUACGACUGUAACUGGAUUGUGGUAAACUGCUCCACACCUGCUAAUUACUGUCAUGUGCUCAGACGGCAGAUUCUGCUACCAUUCAGAAAACCGCUGAUCAUUUUCACCCCAAAGUCUCUGCUGAGGCACCCUGACGCAAGGUCCAGUUUUGACGAGCUCGCUGAAGGCACUAAAUUCAAAAGGUUGAUUCCAGACGAGGGCCUUGCAAGUCAAAACCCAAAUAAAGUGAAGAGGGUGAUUUUCUGUAGUGGCAAAGUCUACUAUGAACUGGCUAGAGAGAGGAAACGGCACAAGUUGGAGAGAGACAUCGCCAUCAUCAGACUUGAACAGAUCUCUCCAUUCCCGUUUGACCUGGUCAGAGCAGAGGCAGAGAAAUAUACCAACGCUGAGCUGGUGUGGUGUCAGGAGGAGCACAAGAACAUGGGUUACUACGAUUACGUCCGGCCGCGCUUCCUCACAGUGGUGGCCAACAGGAAGCCAGUUUGGUAUGUGGGAAGGGACCCUGCAGCUGCUCCUGCGACAGGGAACAAGGCCACCCACCUCAACGAGCUGAAGAGGUUCAUGGACACAGCGUUCAACCUGAGCGCCUUCCAUGGAAAGGACUUGUAACUGAGAACUGGAGCGAGAACCAGACUGGAGGUGCAGUUUUAUCUCCAACCAUCAUGGUCUAUUUAUUAAGUCUUGGUGUGACAAAUUGGCACAUUUUAAAACGCUUUUAGCUUUGUGACAAUCUGGAGCAUAGUGUUUUUAGUAAACGCAUUUUCACCCCCUAAUAAUCUUAUGUGAAAGAUAGAUCGACAGCAAUAACCGACCUAUUCCUGUAUCAGACUGCACAUUUAUGUUUAUUGAAAUUCUCUCUUUGUCAGAUUUAGUAAGUGAUCAUUGUUCAAACCCGACCAACAAUAGCUUGCAGUCUUUCUCGACCUGCAACAACUAUGAUGUGAAGGCAUCAUGAAGCACAACUAGGCGAGAGAAGGCAAAAAAUUGGACGCACUAGUCCUCCCAGGGGCCUCACGAGUAUCCCAAACACUGAGACAUGGGAUAGAAUGACAAAUUGCUGUGCUCUGACCAUGUCCCACGUCAAGUGAAUUCAAGUUGUUCUUAUUUAUAUAGCCACAAAUCACCCUCUAUAACCCUUUGUCCUUAUACCCUCAGUUUGGAUAAGCGACACUCCACACAAAACACCUCAUCUGUGGGAUCAGUCCAUUUACAGGCUAAAAUGAUGUAGUCUGGAUCUGCCCUUUAAUCAAUCAACUAUAUUCAGCACAGGACAUUUACUAUAUAAGGGCUUUAACAGAAUAAGUACAAUGUAUGUAUGCACCACAAAGUCUUGUCUAAAGAGAACCAGGCACAAAGACUGUCAGCCUCUAAACUGAAACAACUUCAAUUCAAAAUAAAAUAAAAUAUAACACAAACGUCAAAUAAAGGUCACAUAAUUGUCACCCAGUUGAGUGAUGAAGUAGCAACAGUACACUCUUUGUACCCCUAAUAACAUUCACACACCAAAGUCUAGAUUUGUGACAAUCACGGUUAUUGGAGUAGCUUUAGUACUGUAGAUACGUCCAUUGCUGCCAUGCUGAAUACUGGUACAUAAUAGUAGUAUAGAUUUGUAUUUGUAUUGAUUUUUGUAGAUGAGUAACAGAAGCUAUGAGACCCACACAAAACACCAACUGGUGUAAAUAAACAAUGAAUGUGAAAUACAUAUCGCAGGUAUAAAGACUGUUUUGAAAUUUAACACAUCAGUAGGUUUAGUGCCUUUGCUUUGGCUACCUUAGCUGUAAGUGAAGGACUGUGUAUUUAUUGUCACACCUCACUUCACCAGGAGACGUGAGCCAGCUGGCACAGCCACUUGAAGCCAUGUUUUCUAUUUAGGACAUAAGGCUCAGCUUCCUCUUUGGAGGCUGAGGGAUGCACACACAUAAAUACAGCAACGCUUUGGAUGCUUUCAGAGCAAUAUUGCCGCUUGGUUGUCACAUUAAAAUCCCCAGGUAUUUAACAGAAUAGAUAUUAGUUACCACUGUGCUUAGAAAUGUUAUGCUUCCUGUUUAGCUAUACUGUAGCUUACCCUUUUUCACUUUCUGCUGUGAGAUUUAACCAUAAACUAUGCACAGAUGUAAUUUAGCAUAUCUAAUUAUUUUAAAGACGGAUUAUGUGUGUUAGUUUUUUAAUGCAAAAAUGUUCUUCCACAAAUGGGUGUGCAU
Molecule: messenger RNA, 4681 nt
Organism: Anoplopoma fimbria (sablefish)
Lineage: Eukaryota; Metazoa; Chordata; Actinopteri; Perciformes; Anoplopomatidae
Gene: ogdhl
Product: oxoglutarate dehydrogenase L
Exons: 23
Coding region: 39-3089 (1016 amino acids)
Biological process (GO): tricarboxylic acid cycle
Cellular component (GO): mitochondrion; oxoglutarate dehydrogenase complex
Molecular function (GO): thiamine pyrophosphate binding; oxoglutarate dehydrogenase (succinyl-transferring) activity
Source: RefSeq, a predicted model, not a curated record